Moneuplotes crassus is the source of this 1127-nucleotide messenger RNA. The record is from the annotation of a GenBank genome assembly. Lineage: Eukaryota; Ciliophora; Spirotrichea; Euplotida; Euplotidae.
AUGUCUGGUGUCACUCACGGAGAAAUUGUUCGCCUCUUAAAACUUCUUCCAAAGUACGAGUAUGCCUUCUAUUACAAUCACAUUACGAGAAAAGGAAUUUCUAAAAGACUCAUUGUAGCAGUUGAUAAUCUCAAAGAAUUCCAUAAAGAAAAUAUAAAGUUGAAUAAAACUCAUUACCCUUACACUGCAAGGUUCUUUAAAGAAAAGAUUAUCAAUUUCUUUUCAAAAUAUGGAGCACGAACUCAUUUCAACACUUUCAAACUUGAAAAUGAGGACAAUUUUAAAUACGGUAUCAUUAAAAAGCAAGAUCUAUUACAAGAUUUGACAUCUUGGGAAACUUUACUUUGAAGUUCCUUCAUGAUGAGACCAAUUAGUGAACUUAAAACAAACCCUGAAGUUAAACUUGCCCAGUAUAAUAACCUCAGAAGUGCAACUGCUACUGCUGCAAUCUUGACUAAAAAUGGUGAAAGUGAAGUAGAGUUUUACCAAAAGAUUGUCAAAAUUCCUCAUUAUAAAUCUGUUAGCUGGUUCCAAUUGUUAGAGAAAGAAGAUUCCAAAAGAGCUGUAGAAGAGGACCUAAGAAGGUUCAGGGAAAUAUACCAGCCAAUUAUUGAAAAUGACUUUAGAGAUAGCUUCAAGAUAAUAAAUGGGCAGUUUGAAAAAUAAUGAAUGCAGUAGUGUUACAAGGUAUCUUCUUAGCAACAUCAAUGAUAAUGUUCAUCAAAAUCUGAACUCAAUUUCACCUCUCAAAUAUGAUGAAGAAAAGAAAUUUCAUAAGAAACUCAUGACCAGAGAGGAACUUUAUGAGAAAAUUGAUGAUAGUGUUACUACUUUAUCUCAUGAUGAACUUUCCCUAAAAAUCAAGAGAUCUCUUGAUAAGAUUUUACUUUCUCACAGAAAUAGUGCUAUCUUCUUGAUACUAAUGAGUGGGCCUUUUUUGAUAGGAUUUUACGCAUUCAAAUAUGCUCUCAAGAUUCUUUUGUUCUAUGUAAUUCUGAAGAAGAAGCCCAAAGCAAAUAAAGACUCAAAAGAAGAAGGGGUAGAGAAGAAGAUACAAGAAGACAAAUCUCAUAAUUAAGUCCUUUUAGAGGGAUAAAAAAACAAGUAUUAAUAGUCAUACGCAAAAC